This is a messenger RNA of Miscanthus lutarioriparius, 798 nucleotides long. NCBI's taxonomy places the organism in Eukaryota, Viridiplantae, Streptophyta, Magnoliopsida, Poales, Poaceae. The record is from the annotation of a GenBank genome assembly.
AUGCGGAGGCGGCUCCUCCUCGGCGUCGGCACCCCGGCCGUUGCAGCGCUGGCGGCCGCGGCGCCGCCGGCGGUGCUGCAGGACGGGGCGGUCACGGUGCUCAUCACUGCCGGCGCCUACUCUCUUGUGCGCGUCUUCGACGAGCUCACCGAGCGGCGGCUCAUCGAAAAGAGUUUGAGCAGGAAGGUUGUGCACGUGCUAUCCGGCGUCCUGUUCAUGUCAUCUUGGCCACUGUUCAGCAAUUCGACAGAAGCACGGUAUUUCGCUGCAGUCGUUCCAUUCUUGAACUCCAUAAGGCUUCUGACAUAUGGACUCCGUCUCUACACUGAUGAAGCUCUAGUAAAAUCAGUGACACGUGAAGGAAAACCAGAGGAAUUACUGAGAGGUCCACUCUAUUAUGUCUUGGUGCUGCUGUUCAGUGUUUUAGUCUUCUGGCGUGAGUCCCCCAUUGGGAUUGUAUCCUUGUCGAUGAUGAGUGGUGGCGAUGGGUUCGCUGACAUUGUUGGGAGAAGGUAUGGCUCAGCGAAGCUGCCAUUCAAUAAGAAGAAGAGCUGGGCCGGGAGCAUCUCUAUGUUCAUUUCUGGUUUCCUGCUGUCCGCGAUGAUGAUGUUCUACUUCUCAAGCCUGGGUUACAUUCAUGUUAUCUGGGAGGAGGCACUUGGUAAGCUGGCGCUUGUUGCACUGGCAGCAACAGUAGUGGAGUGUAUUCCUGUGACUGAAGUUGUAGAUGACAAUAUAUCUGUUCCUUUGGCCACCAUGCUGGUAGCUUUUCUCUUGUUUAGCUCCAACGCACAGUGA